AUGAGAUCUAAUCAUUAAUACAAUUAUAAUUAUAAAUUAGACUAAAUAUUUUAGAGAGAGAAGUAACUAUUCAUAGUAAAUAGGUCAUAUGAUCUCCAUUUGAAGAAGUUGAAUGAAAUCAAAAGCAAAAAAACAUAAUCUUAAUAGAGAGUCUAGCAUUAGGAAAUCCUAGAAAAAAGAAAUAAUUUGAGAUAGCAAAGGAGACGUUUUGAUUUAAAUGAAUAAUCUGAGCGCAUAAACAAGGGCAAUAGCCAAUUGUAUUAAAAAAUAACAGAAAUUUGCAAUAGACCCAUGUAAUAAGAUUACUAUAAAUAUGAAGAUGAAAAUUUACAUCACCCUCAUAAUCUAAACUUAACCUUUCGUAAGAAUCAAGCUUAAUAAAUACAAAAUGAAAAUAUUAAAAUAGCUGAUCGUCUAAUGAAAUAAGAACCAGUCUUGAAAAUUGAAGAAUUUUCACAUUCUUAUAAAGAAAAUAAGAGGUUAAUGAUGAGAUUACAACGAUAUCAGCAGUGUUAAAAUUAUAUGAAUAUUAUCAGAAAUAAUAUGACAUAUUCUUAUAGAGAUUCUACAAAUAAUAGUUCAAUAUCUUCAAAAAAGAAAGAAAAACAAUAGUUAUAAUUUUAGUUGUAGCCUAUUAUUAAUUAUAAAGUAAAAUCUGUUGAAGCUUGUGAUUUAGAUAAAUUAAAGGAAAGUAAAGUCAAAGUUGAAUAAUAACAAGAAACUGAGUAAUUAAAAGACUAAUAGAUUAAACAACAAUUAUCAGAAAUCCAAUAAGUAAAUGAGGAAUCUUAAAUUGAAACUAUUAGAUAGGAUGAAUCUGUUGAAUAAUAGAUAUAAUCAUAAAUUGAAAGAUAAGUUAAGUAAUAUUAAGAAGAACAAAGUGAUGAUAUUGAUUAAUAAUAAAAAUGA
Molecule: messenger RNA, 909 nt
Organism: Paramecium tetraurelia
Lineage: Eukaryota; Ciliophora; Oligohymenophorea; Peniculida; Parameciidae
Exons: 4
Source: RefSeq, a predicted model, not a curated record